Messenger RNA from Sphenostylis stenocarpa, 765 nucleotides. NCBI's taxonomy places the organism in Eukaryota, Viridiplantae, Streptophyta, Magnoliopsida, Fabales, Fabaceae. The record is from the annotation of a GenBank genome assembly.
AUGUAUAUUUUUUCAGAAAAAAAAAAUUGGGUGUUUUUCAGGUACAUAUGCAAGCACGUUUGCAGUUACUUUCCCAUCACGCUUCAUGUAGAGGAUAUCAAGGCCUUUCAUCCCAAUCGUGCUUAUGUUUUUGGUUAUGAACCACAUUCAGUUCUGCCAAUUGGAGUUGUUGCAUUAGCUGACAACACAGGUUUUAUGCCUCUUCCUAAAAUAAAAGUUCUUGCUAGCAGUGCGGUUUUCUACACACCAUUUUUGAGACACAUAUGGACAUGGUUGGGUCUGACACCAGCGACAAAGAAAAGGUUUGCCUCCCUGUUGGAUGCUGGCUACAGUUGUAUCUUAAUUCCUGGCGGAGUUCAAGAAACAUUUCUCAUGGAGCAUGGUUCUGAGAUUGCCUUUCUUAAAGCAAGGAGAGGAUUUGUCCGCGUAGCAAUGGAGAAGGGUAAACCCCUGGUUCCAGUUUUCUGUUUUGGGCAGUCAAAUGUCUAUAAGUGGUGGAAACCAGGUGGGAAGUUAUUUCUGAAUUUUGCCAGGGCUAUCAAGUUCACCCCAAUAUAUUUUUGGGGAAUUUUCGGAUCUCCGAUACCCUUUAAACAUCCUAUGCAUGUGGUGGUGGGUAGACCAAUUGAACUGGAGAAAAAUCCAGAGCCAACUUCUGAGGAGGUUGCCAAAAUACAUAGCCAGUUUGUUGAAGCACUUCGAGAUCUAUUUGAACGACACAAAGCUCGAGCUGGAUAUCCAAACCUUGAGUUAAGAAUUGUUUGA